AUGGACGGGACGAUGGCGACGACGGUGGGAAUAAAUCAGGCAACCAGCGGUGGCGGUAUCCCACUGCCCGAUGCCGUCCUCGACAAGCUGUACCAGAGCUACGCACUCAAGCAGAAGCGAGUCGCGUUCCUUUGCUAUCUGAUCGCCUCGAUCCUUUACGACUGUUGGGCCAUCGCCGUGCCGCAGGGACAGAGUGUGGAAUGCACAGCCGUUACCUGUGUGUUUCUCUUCAUCAACGUCUUCCUGGCGGUGGUGUUACGCUUCUUCGGGCGGAGCCGAUUCCGUGGCAUCAUCUGGGAAAUCGCCCCACAUUUAGCGUGGCUGCUCGCCAUUAUGCAGCUCUUCCUGCAGCUCUUUCUCAAAGGCUCAGUAACACCACGAGAUUCACUCGGAUGGGCCGUGUUGCUUAAUUUUUUAGUAUACGUAACCCUACCAGUGCUCCUCAAGUACACCGGCCUCCUGCUCGGGCUCGGUUCGUUCGCAACCUACGUUAAUGCCAUUAUUGGGCUCGCCAAGAAGGAGAACUAUUUUUGGGAGCAGCAAGUGGCAAACAUACUGCUGCUCGUGGCCGCCACCCUCAUUGGGUUGCUAUGCUACUUCCUGGCCGAGGCGAAACAACGACGAGCUUUUCUCGAAGCAAAGCAAGGCCUAGAAGUGAAGAUGCUGAUCGAGGAGCAGUCAGCCGAGCAGGAACGGUUGCUGCUAUCCGUGCUGCCCGAACACGUCGCGGUGAAGAUGCGACAGGAUCUCGGUUCCACCAACUCGGAGCAGUUUAAGAAGAUCUACAUGAGUCGCCACGAAAACGUCAGCAUUCUGUAUGCAGAUAUCGUCGGCUUCACGGCCAUCUCGUCCACCUAUUCGGCACAGGACCUGGUGAAGAUCCUCAACGAGCUUUUUGCUCGCUUCGACCGCCUGGCCGAGAAAUAUCAACAGUUGAGGAUAAAAAUUCUCGGCGACUGCUACUACUGCAUCAGUGGGGCUCCCGUUGAGAGACCGGAUCAUGCCGUUCUCUGCGUGCACAUGGGUCUGUCCAUGGUGAAAGCGAUCAAGUACGUCCAGCAGAAGACCAACUCACCCGUGGAUAUGCGCGUCGGCAUACACACCGGAGCCGUCCUGGCCGGGAUCCUGGGCCAGCGGCAGUGGCAGUUCGACGUCUACUCCAAGGACGUCGAGCUGGCGAACAAGAUGGAAUCGAGCGGAAAAGCCGGGCGCGUCCAUCUGUCGGAGAAAACGCUCAGCUUUCUGAACGGCGAGUUCGAGGUGGAGCCGGCGUUCGGCGAGAAACGCGAGGAAGCCCUCCGAAUUGCGGGCCUGAAGACGUACUUCAUCUCCAAAGUGCUGAAGCCGUUCUGCCCGUCGGAGCACAAAAAUGGCUCAGCCGACCCGAAGGACGUGGUCAUCGAGGCAGACGGGCCCUCGGAGACCUUCCGAGACGAGGAUGAAUCGAAGGCGGCACAUGGAGCUAGCGGCGACGAGCCAUCGACACCAGCGACAGAGGACAAGACAGAUGCGCUUGAGGACGAGCAGGCGUCCGAGGACUACAAGAUGCGCCUCCGCAAGGAGCUUGUCAGCCGAGACGGGCACAGCGAAAUCAGUAAGGAUACGAACUGGUUCCUCACGUUCAACGACAAGACACACGAAACGGCCUACACCGAGUACCGCGAGCCGCACAGUGCUGUGCCGCUGUUGGCCGCAUUGUUGGUGCAGCUCGUGGCCAUCAUCUACGCCAUUUUGGUUCUUCCCAGGACGGCGGCACAUUUCGAAAUCGUCACACCACCGUUGGUCAUCAUUUUCGCCAUGGUGUUCAUCUCCGUCGCGGAGAGCCUCACCGGGGUUUUGCCGGCGUUUGUCACUCUAAACAGCAAGCGGUACAACGACAGCACUAGCCUGCGCAAAUCUACGGCCAUCAUUAUCGUCCUGCUACUGGGCGUUUCGAACGUGAGCGACAUGCUGGCGGCCUCCCACAGGACACCGUUCGGCCUCAACAUCACGAACGUCUCGUUUGCCUCGAGCGAGAUGGAACCGUCGAGCGUGUGUCUGUUUCCAUCGUACUUCAGUAACUAUACCGUUUUAAUUCUAAUUGCCACCUCAAUCAUAACGCAAUUAUCGCAUCUCAGCAAAAUUUUAUUAAUGAUCAUCAUAACCGCGUCCCACUGCUACGUGAACAUUUUCCACCUGGAGGAGGCGUUCCGGAACGAGGACUCUGGCAUUCUCAACGCAUUUCCGCUACGCUACACACUGUCCGCCCUGCUGGUGUCCGUCACGAUAGCACUGUCCUUCCUGGCUAGACACAUCGAUAAGGUGGACCGGGUGAUAUUCAUGUGGAAGACCGAGGUGAUCGACCAGAAGGAGAAGGCGAGUGAUAUGCGGCGCCGAAACGAGGCCCUCGUGUACAACGUCCUGCCGAUGCACGUGGCCGAACACUUCAUGGGCAACCGGAAGCGCUCGCACGACGAGCUGUACUCACAGAGUUACGCCGAGGUUGGCGUCCUGUUUGCCAGCAUGCCCAACUUUUCCGACUUCUACUCGGAGGAGACGGUCAACAAUCAGGGGCUGGAGUGUUUGCGCUUUCUCAAUGAGGUUAUUUCCGACUUCGAUGCGCUGCUGGAGUUACCGCAGUUCCAAGACAUCAUCAAAAUUAAGACGAUCGGUUCCACAUACAUGGCUGCGAGUGGCCUAAACCCGUCCCGUAUGGUCAAACCCGAUGAUCCGGUAUCGGUGCGAUGGGCGCAUCUGGCCCUGCUGGUGGAGUUCGCACUCGAGCUGAAGAAAGCCCUACAAGGCAUCAACGAACAGUCCUUCAACCACUUCGUCCUGAAGAUGGGCGUCAACCAUGGGCCAAUAACGGCCGGUGUGAUUGGGGCUCGCAAGCCUCACUACGACAUCUGGGGCAAUACGGUGAACGUAGCGUCUCGCAUGGAAAGCACAGGCAAAGCCGGGGCUAUCCAGGUGACCGAGGAAACGUGCCAGAUCCUGCAAACCUUCGGUUACACCUUCGAACAGCGUGGUCUGGUGGCGGUUAAGGGCAAGGGCCAGCUCAUGACAUACUAUCUGCAGGGUAAGGUGCCACGACCGGCUGCACCAACUGCUUCACCGAUCCUGCAAAACCUCACCGCUAUGGAGACGGUCCAGGAGGUUGAUGAAUCCAAGGAAAGCCCACCAGCUCUAGCCCCUCCACCCACCGAGAGUGUCACCUCACCAGCCCACCAGCUGCAUUCAGUGUCCUCUAGCACAACCAGCCCGAACAGCGUGCGGCUCAACCAGGAAUACGUUGAGAUGAAAGUAAGCGGUGCGACAUCCUCCAGCACGACGAGCACGGUUCAGGAGAUCCAAAGGCACCAGGAGCAGAAAGUUACGCAGCAAGCCAGCAGCACCCUGACGGUUGUGUCAGAGAAAACCACGACCGGCAGUAUCUCCAACACGAGCAGCAGUUCGACCAUCGAAACCACCGUCAGUAAAACGGCUCAAUCUAGCGUGCGAUCGUCAAGUCUCUUUAAUGGCAGCGAACCAGCACCAACGGACGAAAGUGACGUCCAAACGCCACUGUUGGAGGGCAAAAAUAGCACCAACGCCAACUCAAACCACUUCGGGGAGGGCGAAAAAGAUGCCCUGUUGGAAAAUGGCUCCUAA
Messenger RNA from Anopheles nili, 3630 nucleotides. RefSeq names its product adenylate cyclase type 3 (gene Ac3). The coding region runs from base 1 to 3630 and encodes 1209 amino acids. Gene Ontology annotation, cellular component: plasma membrane. Gene Ontology annotation, biological process: intracellular signal transduction; cAMP biosynthetic process; adenylate cyclase-activating G protein-coupled receptor signaling pathway. Lineage: Eukaryota; Metazoa; Arthropoda; Insecta; Diptera; Culicidae. Gene Ontology annotation, molecular function: adenylate cyclase activity. The transcript is spliced from 18 exons. The record is from RefSeq and is a predicted model, not a curated record.